AUGCCGGUCACACGUUCAAGAGGCCGAGCAGAGAAGUGGAUGGCUGAAGCGGGGAAUGGCUCAUCGUCUCGUCCAUCACAAGCCAUUAACCCAACAGAAUCGUCGCACCCAUCAUCUCACAUAGAAGUUGUCCGGUCUCCCCGUACCCCAGGGGAGCCCCAUGCCUCUACAUCGUCUGCACCGUUUGGGGAUUCAACGUUGCCAAGCGGCGGGAGGGGAAAUAGUCGUGAAGUUUCUCCUUUACGCCAUACAGAUUCGAAGCUGGCAACAAUCAAUAUAGAAAACAAAUCCGAUGGUCCACCAGAAGAACCUAUAGUAUCGAAACCUUCGGGGUCACAGAAGACUUCAAGGUCAAGACGUAAAGCUAGAGAAGCUCGUCGAGAAAUACUUCGCAUCAAACUUGAAGCUCGUCGAGAAAUUCUUCGCAUCAAACUUGAACUUGCGCAACUCGCCUUAGAAGAUGUCGAAUCAGAUAGCUCAGGAUAUGAAGAUGAUAGUCAAUCGAAAACAAGCUACGUUCGUUCAUGGAUAGAAAAUAGUGAAGACGCUAUGCCUAAGCCACAGCCAGAGAUGCAAAUAUUUUUAGAAGAAGAUGAUCCUCGAAAACCGCAUCCAAAACCAUCGUCCUGCGUGAAGCCAGAGUCCCUUGCCAUAGCUAAAAGACAGGGCACUGAAUCAGUUACUACCUUAACGAAACCACAUCCAGAUUUCGUCAAGCACUACGAAGAUUUAACAUCGAACACGAAACUGAGACAUCCGUUAAGCGAGAUAGAUGAAAUGAAGAAAGAGAUAGAACUUCUAAAGCAAAAUAGAGCAUCGUCCAUUGGAUGUGAGCCUUUUCAUCCGAUGUCUUCUGGGUUCACCGCAGCACCUGCUGAAUAUAGAAAGGCUUUGCUUACUACAUCGCCUUCAUCCGCCGUCGCAUCAAAGAUCCUUAUAGAUCCUUAUUUG
Molecule: messenger RNA, 951 nt
Organism: Brenthis ino (lesser marbled fritillary)
Lineage: Eukaryota; Metazoa; Arthropoda; Insecta; Lepidoptera; Nymphalidae
Source: the annotation of a GenBank genome assembly